Messenger RNA from Solanum tuberosum (potato), 690 nucleotides. RefSeq lists its product as uncharacterized. Bases 130 to 399 code for a protein of 89 amino acids. The record is from RefSeq and is a predicted model, not a curated record. The transcript has 3 exons. NCBI's taxonomy places the organism in Eukaryota, Viridiplantae, Streptophyta, Magnoliopsida, Solanales, Solanaceae. Gene Ontology annotation, biological process: phospholipid translocation. Gene Ontology annotation, molecular function: phosphatidic acid transfer activity. Gene Ontology annotation, cellular component: cytosol; mitochondrial intermembrane space; nucleus.
CUUAACCAAAUCCAAAUCCCCCCACCACCUCCUUGAUUUGCCGUUGAAGGAAGAAAUGCAAUUUUUCAAAAUUGAACUUUAACUGCUCAGCUUCUGUGUAGAUUAAUGGAUUUGUAGUAAGCCAUUAACAUGGGAAUCUUCAAGGAGAAGAAAAAUGCAUCUGGGCUAGCUACUUCACCUUGUGCUCAACUAAGAGAGGCUUACCAUAAUUGCUUCAACAGGUGGUAUUCUGACAAAUUCUUGAAGGGUGAGUGGAAUAAAGAGGAGUGUGUCAUAGAGUGGAAGAAAUACAGAGAUUGUCUAUCUCAACAUCUGGAUGAUAAGCAUUUAAGUAGAUUCUUGGAAGCUGAUGGUGCUAAUCAAAAUGAUUCAAAGAGCUCUGCUGCUGCUUCCAAGUAACACACAAGUGAGCAUCUUGAAAUACCAUGAAAAGGAAAUGUGAUUUAAAGUAAAGCAUAAUUAGAAUGUUUUUGUAAUUGUAUUUGAUGUCAAGUUAGGUGACAUGUAAUCAAUCAAUGAAAAAGUACUCGAAUUUUCCUCUGAUUGAAAGGCUUUCCUGAGUUUUGCAUGUAAACGUUUGAGUAGAACUAGGCAAGCAUGCUGCAUAACACUGAAAGAUUGUCUUGCAAUAACAAUGCUCCUAUUGAAAAUUUUGACACUUGAUGGAAUUUUAAGCUACGGAUUGUUAGA